CACCAUGUCCCGCCAAUCUCGACAACUUCUCCGUGGUGAGAUCACACUCGAGAGUGCUCAAGACAAGGAAAGCAAUAUCCUACAUCAACUUAGAUAUGUUCGCCAACGGGAUGAGUUCUUUUCGUUUCUUGAAGACCAUGUAGAGUGGAUUCGUGAAGUUGUCGCGCACCAUUUCAAUAUGUCACCAUCCACUGUUAAUAUUGCGCAUCGAGAUCAAUGGCUAAAUGGAAGCUUUAACUAUCAAGUCCUAUUCCGCAUCCCUUUACCCUAUCGCGUUGGUGAAAGAAUCAAGCCUGGAAAUGCAGAUGAAAAGAUCCGAUGUGAAGCUGGUACUUAUGCAUGGCUCGAAGACUAUUGCCCUAACAUACCUAUUCCAAAGCUAUAUGGCUUUGGGAUAUCAACCGGCGUGACUGUAUAUUUAAGACCCUGCUAG
Aspergillus ochraceoroseus IBT 24754 is the source of this 433-nucleotide messenger RNA. RefSeq lists its product as uncharacterized. The coding region runs from base 5 to 433 and encodes 142 amino acids. The transcript has 2 exons. The record is from RefSeq and is a predicted model, not a curated record. NCBI's taxonomy places the organism in Eukaryota, Fungi, Ascomycota, Eurotiomycetes, Eurotiales, Aspergillaceae.